AUGCCCACUGCCAACAUAGUCACCUUCAAGAGAGGACGCACAACGGGACUAACAGCGGGUGAUCUUGGGGGUAUUUGUCAGGCAGCCCAUCGCAUUCCGGGCUUACCUGGGCAUCUUCACCAUCGCGCAUACAUGGUGACCACUAGCCCGACUAGGAGGCCGUUUGGCCUACCGGGGGACUCCGGUGCGUGGUGUUUGAAUGGCAAUGGAGAUGUUGUUGGCCAGCUUGUGGCGGGUGAUAGCAACGAUGGGACGGGGCUUGUUGUUCCGUUCAAGCUUCUCCUCAAUGAUAUGGAAGACAAGCUGGGCUUGGAGCCGGGAAGUAUCAGUCUGGCGUAG
Molecule: messenger RNA, 339 nt
Organism: Aspergillus calidoustus
Lineage: Eukaryota; Fungi; Ascomycota; Eurotiomycetes; Eurotiales; Aspergillaceae
Source: the annotation of a GenBank genome assembly